AUCGUAAUUGAGUCUCCACACAAAAUGCAUUCGAAAAAGUUGAGUAAAAAAUCAAAAGUAGCACCCAAAGAGCCGAAUUGCGACGACACUGAUGGCAAGUACAAUAGCUUCGAGCAUAUGCAGUGUAUUCAGGACACGUUCUGGCGCAACGACAUGAAAGAACCGCCGUGCUUGCACACGGGCCUGGAAAUGGUGAGGAAUAGCGGCUUCAACAAGGGCCUGGCUUAUACAACCCGGGAACGCCAGCUGCUGAGCAUACAUGGCUUACUGCCGGUGGCCGUGCGUAGCAUUAAAGAGCAAAUGGAAGUAUGCAUGGAAAUUUUUAAUUCACUGACCACCCCCAUAGAGAGGUAUCUCUAUAUGAGCGACCUGGAAAGAAUAAAUCGUCAUCUAUUCUAUCGCCUGAUGCUCACUUCGCUGGAUAAAUUCAUCAAGGAGCUGGAUAACUCAUCUGCAUCGUUCCAGAUAAACAACUACAGUCUGCUGUUCAUAAACCCCAACGGGCUUUUUAUAACCAUUAAAGAUCGAGGUCACAUUUUCGAAGUGCUCUCGAACUGGCCGCAUCGUAACAUCCGAUGUCUUCUUGUCACUGAUGGCGCCGAGGUGCUCGGCUUGGGCGACUGUGGUGCUCAUGGCAUGGCUUUGGCCAUAACAAAGCGUUGCCAGCACACAUUGUUUGGUGGAUUGCAUCCAGACUGCUGUCUGCCCAUCAUGCUGGACGUUGGCACGGACAACGAAGUCCUGCUCAAUGAUCCGUUGUACAUUGGUCUGCGUCAGCAUCGCGUGACGGGCAAGGAAUAUGAUGAUUUCUUUGACGAGUUUAUAGUGGCCGUCCAUCGACUUUACGGACCGCGUGCGAUCAUUCAGUGCAAGGAUUUUGGCACAAAUAAUGCCGUCGCCCUCUUGGAACGCUACCGCAAUCGCCAGUGCUUCAUCAAUGCGGAUAUACAGUGCUUGGCCGCCUGUGGGUUGGCCGGCAUAAUGGGUGCCAAGCCCUUGACCCAUAAGACGCUUGAGCAGCACGUGUUACUUUUCGUUGGGGACAACUACUUCAACAUUGGAAUGGCGCGUCUUUGUAUGCUUUACUUUAAACGGGAGGGCUUGGAUGAGGCUGUAGCCAACAAUCUUAUCUGGUUUUGUGAUGAGCAUGGGUUGGUGGUCAAAAAUCGGAAAAAUCCAGUCCCCAAUGCUCUUCAAAAUUUCGCGAAGCGGCACCGACCAGUUGAGCACUUGGCAGAGAUUAUUGAGAUAGUCAAGCCUACCGUCCUUGUGGGCUGCUCCGGACAACCCAAUUCGUUCACGGCAGAUGUGCUUAAUGCAAUGGAAAAAAGCGCAGAGAGUCCAAUUAUAUUAGCCAUGACACGGCCCGCGGAGCACGCAGAGUGCAGUGCCGAAGAUGCUUUCGUGCGCACAAAGGGUCGCUGCAUAUUCAUUUCUGGCUCUCAGAUACCAUCCGUAAAAUAUGCGAACAAACGGUACCAGCCCGGAUGCUGCAGCAGCGUCCUCAUGCUAUCCGGCAUCAUCUUGGGCAUCGUCCUCUCUGGCAUGACCACCGUUCCGGAUGAGGCGUUCCUUGUGGCCGCCGAAAGGAUAUCGGAACUGGUGUGGCCGGAGGACUUAGAGAUGCGAGAUGUCUUUCCACCGCUUCGUAAAGUUAUGUGCAUUAAUCUACAGGUGGCUAUGGCUGUCUUCGACUACGCCUACCGACGUGGCCUGGCUACUUUCUUUCCGCAGCCCGAAAAGCCCCGUCAGUUUGUGGUGCAGUCUCUGUAUAAAAACGAAUACCGGGACUAUGUGAACGAGGUCUAUUGUAUGUCUGACCGCUUUAUUGGAACUGAGGAAUCGCGAGCCCACUACAAAUAGAACCCGAGUCCACUUCACUUUAUGUUCUGUUAUAUAAAAUAAUUUAAAUAAAAUUCAUCUUAAGGUA
Messenger RNA from Scaptodrosophila lebanonensis, 1930 nucleotides. RefSeq names its product NADP-dependent malic enzyme-like. Gene Ontology annotation, molecular function: malate dehydrogenase (decarboxylating) (NAD+) activity; malate dehydrogenase (decarboxylating) (NADP+) activity; NAD binding. Bases 25 to 1863 code for a protein of 612 amino acids. The record is from RefSeq and is a predicted model, not a curated record. Gene Ontology annotation, cellular component: mitochondrion. The transcript has a single exon. Gene Ontology annotation, biological process: pyruvate metabolic process; malate metabolic process. NCBI's taxonomy places the organism in Eukaryota, Metazoa, Arthropoda, Insecta, Diptera, Drosophilidae.